Molecule: messenger RNA, 1293 nt
Organism: Nicotiana attenuata
Lineage: Eukaryota; Viridiplantae; Streptophyta; Magnoliopsida; Solanales; Solanaceae
Exons: 3
Coding region: 1-1293 (430 amino acids)
Molecular function (GO): RNA-DNA hybrid ribonuclease activity; nucleic acid binding
Source: RefSeq, a predicted model, not a curated record
AUGAAGGGCAACAGAACAGAAGUUAAGGCUCACAUUCAAUGGAGACUUCACUCAGGAAAUUCAAGCUUCUGGUGGGAUAAUUGGCUAGGUACUGGACAUCUAGCAAGCUUCAGACACAGUAGUGGCAGACCUGGCAAGGUGAAAGUAUCUUAUUUCUGGUCUGAUGGGCAAUGGGAUAUUCAGAAACUUCAUCAAUACAAUCCCCAUAUUCCUGACAAAGCAAUCUGGCAACCCACCACUUCUGGGAAUUUCACCUGUGGUUCUGCUUGGUCAGUGAUUAGAGAAAAGAAAACUGUCUCAGUGACCAACAAAAUGACAUGGCAUAAUCACAUUCCCUUCAAAUGGUCAUUCUGCUUAUGGGGGGCACUAAGGAACAAACUGCCCACAGAUAACAGAGUGGCUAGGUUUGGGCCUCCUACUGUCAACAGAUGUGUCUGCUGCUCCAAUCAUUCUGCAAAGACAAUUGAGCAUAUAUUCAGUACUGGAAACUUUGCCAGGAUCAUUUGGAAACACUUUAAUGCACCUGUUGGAAGCCAAAGCUCCAUGCAAUCUCUUAGAAUCACCUUGAUGAAUUGGUGGAUUCAAAUAGGGAAGAAUGAAGUGCAGAAGCUCCUCCUAAAUACCAUGCCCAUCAUAAUCAUCUGGAACUUGUGGAAAAACAGAUGUGCUGCCAAGUAUGGAGCGAAAGCAUCAUCUGUUAGCAGAACUCUGUUCUCCAUCACCUCUGAUCUCCUCAUGCUACUCAGAACAUCAUACACCAAUGUAAAAUGGCCAUCCAAUUGGAUUGAAAUUUAUCAGAUCACUGAAGACCUGCAGCAUCACAUUUCAGUGCAACAGGUUAUAUGGAGGAGGCCAAGCCAUAGUUAUGUCAAAGUGAAUUCAGAUGGCAGCGCCCUUGAUAACCCUGGGAAAAUUGGAGCAGGCAUCAUUAUCAGGGAUCAUGAAGGACAGUUCAUCCAUGCAAUUGCAAGUCCCCUUGGUAUUGGUACCAAUAACCAAGCAGAAACUGAAGCUGCAUACAUUGGCAUCAAAUGGUGCAUUGAUCAUGGCUUCUCCAAAAUCCACCUGGAAGCUGAUUCCAAUCUCCUCAUUCUUUGGCUUACCACCAACUCUGAACCCCCCUGGUUUGUUAUCUCAUCCUCAAGUUCCUCAUAUGGAAUGAUCUCAGGGAAUGACAAACUUAAGGUUCAAUCUCCUGGAACCAUACCAAAUGACACCCAAGCACCACCCCUCCAGAAACACCAACACACAGAUGCAACAGAAAAAACAGAAAAUUGCAGUUUCAAUUACUGA